AUGGAGAACUUUGAAGAUUUGAAAAUUCUCGUGGAGCAGUGGUCGCAUCAAGGAAUUGAAUAUCUUCAGAAGAUACCACCGACUCAGCUGUAUGCCGCCAUUGGUGUUCUGUUGUUCACAACCCUUUUGCUCUUAUCCAUUCGUUUGGUCAGACGUACCAAAUCCAACACUGUGCUCCUUUCUGGGCUGACUGGAAGUGGAAAGACUGUGCUCUUUUAUCAACUCCGAGAUGGAUCAUCGCAUCAGGGCACUGUAACGUCAAUGGAACCAAAUGAGGGCACUUUCGUUUUCCACACUGAAAACACUAAGAAAGGAAAAAUAAAGCCUGUUCAUCUUGUUGAUGUUCCUGGGCACUCUCGGCUUCGACCCAAACUAGAAGAAUUCUUGCCUCAAGCAGCUGCCAUUGUGUUUGUAGUGGAUGCCUUGGAGUUUCUCCCAAACUGUCGUGCAGCUUCAGAGUACCUAUACGACAUUCUGACCAAUGGGAACGUUGUCAAGAAGAAGACACCAGUCCUCCUUUGCUGUAACAAGACAGAUAAACUCACUGCACACACCAAGGAGUUCAUCAGGAAGCAGAUGGAGAAAGAAAUUGAGAAACUGAGGGCUUCAAGGAGUGCAGUAUCUACAGCUGAUAUAGCAAAUGACUUCACCAUUGGAAUCGAAGGAGAAGUGUUCUCUUUCUCACAUUGCCGUAACAAAAUCACUGUCGCUGAAGCAUCCGGACUCACUGGAGAAACCGAGCAAAUCCAAGACUUCAUUCGAGAAUACAUCAAGCCAUGA
Molecule: messenger RNA, 780 nt
Organism: Arabis nemorensis
Lineage: Eukaryota; Viridiplantae; Streptophyta; Magnoliopsida; Brassicales; Brassicaceae
Source: the annotation of a GenBank genome assembly